Messenger RNA from Penicillium maclennaniae, 849 nucleotides. RefSeq names its product RNA polymerase II subunit A C-terminal domain phosphatase (gene ssuA). The record is from RefSeq and is a predicted model, not a curated record. Gene Ontology annotation, molecular function: RNA polymerase II CTD heptapeptide repeat phosphatase activity. Gene Ontology annotation, biological process: termination of RNA polymerase II transcription. Gene Ontology annotation, cellular component: mRNA cleavage and polyadenylation specificity factor complex; nucleus. Bases 1 to 849 code for a protein of 282 amino acids. The transcript has a single exon. NCBI's taxonomy places the organism in Eukaryota, Fungi, Ascomycota, Eurotiomycetes, Eurotiales, Aspergillaceae.
AUGGCAUAUGACCCUCGUCGAGUAAACAUGGGGAGCACAACUCCCCAAACUCCUCCCCCUCCCCCACCACCACCUCCCGAGUCCGCCAAGAUGGACGAGGCGACGGACUCCAACUCCACCUCCAUUCCGGACUCCUGGAAGCUAAAGUUCUGCACCGUGUGCGCAUCAAACAACAACCGCUCCAUGGAAGCCCACCUCCGCCUAUCCGCAGCUGAAGCCAAGUACCCAGUCAUCUCGUUUGGCACGGGCUCUCUAGUCCGGCUGCCAGGUCCCACAAUCACCCAGCCGAACGUGUACAGCUUCAACACGACCUCUUACAAUCAGAUGUGGGAAGAGCUGGCCAGCAAAGACGAGCGCCUAUACCGCUCCAACGGUAUCCUGAACAUGCUCGACCGCAACCGCAAUCUGAAAUGGGGUCCGGAGCGUUUCCAGGAUUGGGUGCCAGGUCUGCCGCGUGUGGACCACGUCUCCAAGGGUGACAAGGGCGCGCUCGGCACGGAAGCAGGUGUUGUCGAUGUGAUCAUCACCUGUGAAGAACGAUGCUGGGAUGCUGUCGUCGACGAUUUGAUGAAUAAGGGAAAUAACCUUAACCGACCUGUCCACGUCUUUAAUGUCGAUAUUAAGGAUAAUCACGAAGAGGCCUUGUUGGGCGGCAAGGCGAUUCUCGAUCUGGCCAAUGCUCUCAAUGAAGCGGCUGUGGAGCAGCGAGCGAUGCAUGGCUCUGGAGGCUGGGAGAAUGGUACUGGUGCCGCGCGCCAGAGUUUCGAUGACCGUGUUCCGGAGAUCCUGGCGGCUUGGCAGGAGAAGAAUCCUAAUCUGCCUGCUUUGUGGACGCUUGCUUGGUUGUAG